AUGAACGUACAUGAAGAGGAUUUUGCACAUAGCAUACCCUCAAAAAAGGUCAAUUCCCUGGCUGGCUUCGAUCACGGCUUCGCAGAUCGAAGUGUAGUACCACCCGACCAACGGCCGCCAGCAUUGGGGUACAUGCCACUACCAGAGCCCCGUGCAGAGCUCUCCCACAGCGCCUCCCAGGAUCCAUAUCACUUCGCGGAUAGACGAUCGGACAGACCUAUGAACGGGAGGAAUCUCAACCUGCGCACCAUGACCAACACAGCUUCGAUGCCAGAAUACAACACAUAUCUCGAGCGCGAUCACACUGGAUCACCACUCCAGCGAGCACACUCCGUUCACUCUACAGGCCAUCUCCCGCCAGGAAUGUAUCCUCCGCUGCGACCUGAAGGUCCAACAGAGCAGACCGUAUCAUCGCCCCAGACCGACCGACGCCUGCCUUCUUUCCAUCAAUUGAGCAAGAUUGCUGACAGUGGACCGGAAACGGGUGAUACGCGGGCCACUGGAUUACCUAACCUCGCCACAUAUACCGGUCAAAUUAUCCCACAGACAGCGACGGCUUCUCACCACCACUUUGCGCCGUCACAGCAGUCCAGUCCUUCGACCAAUCUCAUGAUGCUCGGCCACCCAUCGCCCACUAAUACUCGAAAUGAUGGCCACGAAGCCUAUGCACCCUCGCACUCGCCAGCUUCAUUCUCGGCCCCAAACAAUAAUUUCGACCACAGGCGCAAGUCAGCCCAGCACAAUAGGCCUCCUCCAUUUAUACCUACCAUGACAUCUUCCUCGAUGGGAACCGGAUCUUCUAUGGAAACAGUACCUAGUCUACAGAGCCAACACAGCUCUGAGGGCCCAGGUUACAGCACGAACCAUACAACCCCCAUGGGAUCUGCCAAUUCUUCUCUCGACGGUACUACAAAGUCAUCGGGUGUGCCUCGUUUACACAACUCAACAUCAGCACCUUCAGGCUUCCUGUGCGAGUACCCAGGCUGUUCCGCACCACCCUUCCAGACACAAUACCUCCUUAACUCCCAUGCGAAUGUACAUAGCUCCAGUCGGCCACACUAUUGUCCUGUUAAAGGCUGCCCUAGAGGUGAGGGUGGUAAAGGCUUCAAGCGAAAGAAUGAGAUGAUUCGGCAUGGACUGGUCCAUGAUAGCCCUGGUUAUGUGUGCCCCUUCUGUCCUCUACGGGAACACAGAUAUCCCCGCCCGGAUAAUCUUCAAAGACAUGUUCGUGUCCACCAUGUAGACAAAGACAAGGACGAUCCUUUACUUCGAGAGGUUCUAGCCCAACGACCCGAGGGGGGUGGCCGAGGUCGCCGUAGGCGCGCGGGUCCGACUUAA
Molecule: messenger RNA, 1338 nt
Organism: Aureobasidium subglaciale EXF-2481
Lineage: Eukaryota; Fungi; Ascomycota; Dothideomycetes; Dothideales; Saccotheciaceae
Exons: 3
Coding region: 1-1338 (445 amino acids)
Biological process (GO): regulation of transcription by RNA polymerase II
Cellular component (GO): nucleus
Molecular function (GO): RNA polymerase II cis-regulatory region sequence-specific DNA binding; DNA-binding transcription factor activity, RNA polymerase II-specific
Source: RefSeq, a predicted model, not a curated record